AUGGGCCGGGCUCGGAGCAACAACAGCAGCAGCAGUGGAGAGGAAGACGGCGAUGCCGAGUGGAGGGCCGCCAUAGAUUCUGUAACCGCCUCUACCGCCACCUUUACCAAGCAAGAUCCCGGCGGUCCUCCGGCAUCUUCCGUCCGCCAUGGAACCCGUGAAGGCGAGGACGGGAAACAAAAACCCCAAAAACUUAAACAUUACCAAAUCAAGGCGCAGAAACUAUUGGAAGACAUGUUAGACAAGGAAAUUGAAGUGGUUAGCUAUACAACUGAUAGUGUAGAUGAAAAUGGUGCAUUCAAUGAUGUUGGAGUUCGACUUUUUAGACGUGCUCCUGCAGGGAUUGUAUUUGAUCGCUUAGAUGAGCAUCAAGGGCCGAAAAAGAAACCCAGAAUUAUUCCUGGAGAAGUGCUUGGCGAAACAUCAAAAGAGUUUAGGAAGCAACUCAAAUCUGCUGCCGUUGAUGGGGCCAAUAUAAUUGCUGCAGCUAAAACUGCACGCGAGAAGUCGUUAGCUAAGCUUGAAGCUCGAGAAGGAGCUGCUAAGGCAGCAAGAGAAAGAGAGGAACAACGGGUAGCUGAGCUGAAAAGGAUUAGGGGAGAAAGAUGGCUUCCUUCAAUUGCAAGACAAAUGCGGGUAACCACUCAACGCAAAAAAUGA
Messenger RNA from Striga hermonthica, 660 nucleotides. The record is from the annotation of a GenBank genome assembly. Lineage: Eukaryota; Viridiplantae; Streptophyta; Magnoliopsida; Lamiales; Orobanchaceae.